UCCAAUGGCAAAUAAUUCAAACAACUUCUCUGUACGAUCAGUCCUUGAGAAGGACAAGCUGACAGGAACCAACUUCCUUGACUGGCAAAGGAAUUUGAGGAUUGUCCUCAAACAAGAGCGCAAGCUCUAUGUCAUAGAUAUUCCUCGCCCUACACCUCUCGCUGAAGGAUCAACCCGUGCUCAGCAUACUGCUUAUCAGAAGCAUAUCGAUGAUGACACGGAUGUUCAAUGUCUCAUGUUAGCGACCAUGAGUGCUGAACUUCAGAAACAACAUGAGAAUAUGGAUUCUUAUGAUAUGAUUGAGCACCUUAAGCGUAUGUUUGAGGGACAGGCUCGUCAGGAGAGGUUUGAUACUUUCAAAUCUUUGAAUGCUUGUAAGCAGGGUGAACGUGAUCCGGUAGGACCGCAUGUUCUGAAGAUGAUAGGGUAUAUUGAUUAUCUUGAAAAAUUGGGUGCCCCGAUUGGUCCGGAGCACCAAAUUGAUCUGAUCUUGCAAUCUCUAAACAAUAACUAUUCUCAGUUUGUAAUGAAUUACAAUAUGAAUGAGAUAAACAAGAACCCCGCCGAAUUGUUGGCAAUGUUGAAAACUGCUGAAACCAACAUUCAGAAGGUGUCCCCUACUCCCAUAUUGAUGGUGAAUAAGGGGAAGGCCAAAGGAAAGGGUAAAUGGAAAGGCAAGAAGAAGAUGGGAUCUAAUUCUAAUGCCAAUCCGAAACCUGGUCCGACUAAGGCCUUGAAACCGAAAGGUGGUGUUCAGAAGGAUGGUGAUUGUCACUAUUGCAAGAAACCAGGUCAUUGGAAGAGGAACUGUCAUGCUUAUUUGGAGGAUCUGAAGAAGAAGAAGGCUGCUGCCGCUUCUGAUUCAGGAACUACAGGGAAGUAGGACAUUGGCAAAGGGAGA
Molecule: messenger RNA, 901 nt
Organism: Daucus carota subsp. sativus
Lineage: Eukaryota; Viridiplantae; Streptophyta; Magnoliopsida; Apiales; Apiaceae
Exons: 2
Coding region: 5-883 (292 amino acids)
Molecular function (GO): zinc ion binding; nucleic acid binding
Source: RefSeq, a predicted model, not a curated record